GUGCGAAUUGUUGCUCACUUCGUUUCAAUUUGAUGCAGUUUUGUAAUUUGUAUUCGUCCUCUCAUUAGAUUGUGUGUAUGUGUAUGGACAUGCAGUGAUCGCAAAAUGUUCCUGGCAUUUGGACGUAGUGCGGUGUUUGUCGGAUUGUUGUUUAUAAUAUCGAGUGCGCUUGGUUUACGGCAAUAUGGAACGCCGAGUGGGACUUUGUACGUGGCUCAGGAUAGUGUAGACAAGAGUCAAAAAUAUACUAUAAUCGAUCAGUAUUCUGCCGCGGAAUCGACUAAUUUGGAAAGAAGAAAACGAGAUGUUACUCCGCCACCUACUCCCGGUGCACAGAAAAAUAUAAGUACAUGGACAACUCAUCUAAAUGACAGUCAUCAGCAGCUCAUGGUACACUGGGUUGGUGAAGGAUCCAAUGUAAUUAUUUGCCUGGCCCGAGAUGCAGUGCCAAGGGCCAAAGGAGGAAUAUCACCAUCAGCCCUCUACAUAUCCUACAACUAUGGCAUGAAUUUCACCAACAAGACUGAGAGUUUCCGCUUAGGUGACACACCUGACAGUGGUUAUGCCCAGUUGGAUAAGUUUUUCAAUCAUCCCAAAUAUCCACAAUUUUGUGUCUUUGUGGAUUCAACCAAUAAGAAGAUAUUUUAUACCAGCGACAAUGGUGUUACCAUUCAUAGGUCGGACCUGACUUUCCAUCCCAAUGAGCUGGCUUACGAUGAGGAGUUCCCAAGCAAAUAUGUUGUUUUGGAUAAAGUUGGAUCAAAUCGAAUGCUGUACCUCACAUUGGAUGGUGGAAAAUCCUUUAAACUCAUUCAGAACUACGUAAAGACUUUCUACUGGUCAUCCGGACCUGAUUUCUCGAAGGUAUUCUAUGUGGAACGAUGGAAGCCAGACAGGAGCAGCACAGUCAUAAGCGCGAGGGAUCCAACCGAACUCAAUGAUGAAAACAAUGUUGUGUUUGUAGAAGCUAGGGACUUCCAAAUUAAAGGAGACUACAUGUUUGCAACGAGACAGUCAAAGGAGAAAAAUACGUUAAAUCUCUACAUAUCGCACCAAAGAGGUCCCUUCUUCAAAGCAGAGUUCCAGACCGAACUAGAUCUAAGAAAGUUCCAUAUCGCUGAUGUAACAGACAAACGCAUCUUCGUCUCGGUAAUGCACACAGACAAUCUCGCCCACUUAUACGUAUCAGAGAUCAACAACAAUUUCACGCAAUACAACUUCGUGUUGAGCUUAGAACAGGUCCUGUGCUAUUUCCCAGAUGGUAACUGGAAGGACAGCUGGCUGGAAGACGUAACAGAGGAUCCAUUCACUGAUCUGUAUCGCGUGGAAGGGUUGAAGGGCGUUUACAUAGCGUCUCGCGUUCAUUCGAAGACACUGGUGGGAACUGUUGGACCGGAACACCUUAUCUCUUUGAUAACCUUCGAUCAUGGUGUCACGUGGUCACCUAUCAAUCCACCUACUGAAGACGAAAAUGGUAAACCGUUGAACUGUCAAGUUGAAAAUUCCUGCAGUCUACAUUUGUGUCAGAAAUUCAGUCAACUGUAUCCAGUAACAAGAUCUGCCAGUAUAAUGAGUUCAAAGUCAGCACCGGGCAUUAUUAUGGCUACAGGCGUAAUGGGCAAAUCCCUUAAAGGCAUUCCCGGGGUGUACAUCAGUCGAGAUGCCGGCCUUACAUGGAAGAGGAUCCUCAAGGACUAUUACUUCUUUAAUUAUGGAGACCACGGUGGUGUAUUAGUUGCUGUUAAAUAUUUUAAAUCACGUGGGGAAACAAGAAGGAUACUGUACUCGACGAAUGAAGGCAUCGACUGGCACUCUUAUCAGUUCAAUGACGACGACCUUCGUAUAUACGGGCUGAUGACCGAGCCUGGCGAGAACACAACAACAUUUACAAUGUUCGGUUCGGCGAACGAUCAGCAUCAGUGGAUUAUCAUUACCAUCGAUUUACGUAACACAUUCGAGCGAAACUGCACCGCUGAUGAUUACAAGUUUUGGUCGCCAACUUCUCUCAACUCUUUAGUUUCCUGCGUACUCGGUAUUAGGGAAACCUUCCAACGGCGUAUUCCUAACUCGAAUUGUUAUAACGGCGUGGACUAUGACAGGCCUGUUAAAAAGGAAAUAUGCGAAUGCAGCAGACGAGAUUUCGAAUGCGAUUUUGGUUUUAAACGUUCUGGAGUUGAAUGCGUCCGUAAUAAGUCUGUAAACUUUGAUCCAUAUGCCAUACCAUCAGAUUGUCGCCCUGGAGAGUCAUAUAUGCGAACAAAGGGUUAUAGAAAGAUAGACGGCGAUGUUUGUGUCUCUCCCGCUUAUAUGCCGUACGCCCCUGUUAAAGUAGCAUGUCCUAUAGCGGAACCAACGGAAUUUCUCAUCGUUGCAUUAAGAGACAAAGUUGCACGUAUCGAUCUGUCAGAUAAUUCCACUUUAACACUAGUUUCGGACCAAAAGAAUAUUGUAGCUAUUGAAAUUGACAUGAAAAAUAAUUGCUUAUAUUGGGCUGACAUAGACAGUGACAAAAUCAAACGUCAAUGCUUCAACAAUGGCACUGCGGAAGAGGUUGUUGUGGGCAGUGAUUUAGCUAGCAUUGAAGGCAUGGCUUUGGAUUGGAUUUCGAACGUCCUAUUUUUCGUGGACGGUAGACGCAAUAAGAUUGAAGCUGUAAGAACUGAUUUAAACAAUGUAGGAAGAAUGAGAGUCACAAUCUUGGACUCUAAAGUCUUAUCUAAGCCGCGUGGAAUUGCUGUACAUCCGAAAGCUGGUUACUUGUUUUGGACCGAUUGGGACCGCAGUAACCCUUCAGUGUCUAGAUGUAAUUUAGACGGUUCGGACAUUACGAGGCUUUUUAAAAAACCGACUGUCCAUUGGCCUAAUGGUAUAACAAUUGACCAAAUGUCUGAAAGAAUCUACUGGGUAGAUGCUAUGGAAGAUUACAUUGCUAGCGCUGAUUUAGAUGGUCGGCAUUUUAAGCGUAUUUUAUGGAACGACGAGAGAGUGGCACAUCCAUUUGCUAUAGCUGUGCUGAAAGAUAAGAUGUAUUGGGAUGAUUGGAAAGCAAAAUCUAUAUUCUAUGCCGACAAACAUACUGGUUUGGACAUUGUUACUAUUAACGACUCCUUCACUGGACUUAUGGAUCUUAAAGUGUUUGCUCAUUUUGUCCAGCAAGGAAGCAACGCUUGUACGAAUAAUAGUAAUGCUUGCCAUGCGUUAUGUCUGGGAGGCCCAGCUAAUACUUUCAGUUGUUUAUGUCCAGAUGGUCUUACGCACACAAGUGAAGGCAAAUGUAUGUGCCCGAACAACGAAGAACCAACAGUGAACAUGACUUGUCCAAACAAACCUGGCGUUGCGUGUGGCAAAGACCAAUUUACAUGCAAGAAUGGGGCGUGUAUAGAAGGCAGUUGGCGUUGCGAUGGACAUAACGAUUGCGGUGACAUGUCGGAUGAGAACGGCUGUAUGUGCACGCCGCCGAUGAUAGCAUGCGAUGACACACGAUGUUAUCUGCCGCAUUGGAAGUGUGACGGCGAUUUCGAUUGCAAAGAUAUGAGCGAUGAAAAAGAUUGCGAUCACCACAACUGUACAGAAAACCAGUUCCAAUGCGCAAACGGCAUGUGCAUUGAGAAGAGAUGGGUGUGCGAUGGAGAUAAUGACUGUAAAGAUGGAUCUGAUGAACGUAACUGUACGGCGGUGCAAGUGAAGCGCAUCGAGUCCGGAGGCGCGGAGUGCGCUGCGGACGCGUUCCGGUGCGCGCGCAGCAGCGGGCUGUGCAUCCCGUCGGCGUGGGCGUGCGACGGCGAGCGGGACUGCCCCGGCGGGGAGGACGAGCUGCCCGACUCGUGCCGCAACGCCUCCUGCGCGCCCUACAUGUACCGCUGCCCCAGCGGGAAGUGCAUCUUCCGCUCCUGGCUAUGCGAUGGUGAGAACGACUGUAGCGAUACAGAAGCAUCCGAUGAGAAAAACUGCACAGGCACCCAACAUUCGAAGCUCAUACCGCGUCCGACUACUGAUAAAGUGGACUUCGCAUCGAACAGUUCGUGUCUGGACUGGAUGUUCAGAUGCAGCAACGGCAACUGUCUCCCAUAUUGGUGGAGGUGCGACGGUGUAGAUGACUGCAAUGAUUUCUCCGAUGAGAUUGGCUGUGGGUCUACGGACACGACUGUAAUACCAUCUGAUCAACAUCCCUCGAUAAAAUGCGGAAAGAACCAGUUCACUUGUUCGCCAGGCGUGUGCAUACCGCUGUCGUGGGUGUGCGACUCGGUCGCGGACUGCGCUGACGGCGCGGACGAGCAGCCGGCCAGCUGCGAGCGGCGCACGGGGGGUGCGGGGGGUGCGGGCGGCGCGGGGGGCGCGGCCUGCGCGGCCGACGCGGCGCCCUGCGGCGACGGACGAGGUUGCGUACGAGACGAGCAGCUGUGCGACGGCGUGCUUCACUGUGCAGAUGGCAGCGACGAGCUGCACUGCGGGCCCGUCUCGAAACCUCCAACGAGCUGUCCGAGCGACACGCAGGCUUGCGACGGCGGCGCUACGUGUGUGGGGCGCGCGGCACUGUGCGACGGCCGCGCUGACUGCCGCGACGGUAGCGACGAGCUCGACUGCCCCGCCGGCCGCCCUCCACCCGCGUACCAGUUCCUAAGUCUUGGCGUGGACCAGUCGACAAUAAACUCCACCAGUUUCCUGAUAUCGUGUUGGAUGGCCCAGCAGAAACUAGUUAAAUACAGCUUCUUACCUUCAAUAUCUAAAGUCGAAGACGGUAUUUGGCAUAAUAUGACUUGGACAAACGAUAGCAUAUAUAGGUUCACAAAUUUGGAGCCAUACACGAAUUACAACGUCACAUUCUACAUCCAAGACAGCAAAUCUAAUACAACAUAUGCAUCGCUCAAGUUCGUGAACAUGACUACUGGUGAAGGAGUACCAUCACCUCCGGGACGUGUGUCAGUGAGUCAGUUAGUGGGCAGUCGGGUUAACGUACGCUGGGAUGCACCGCUUGAGCCACGUGGCCGCAUACAGCGCUACUCGCUGUACUACGCACCGCCACUACCUCCUAUACAACACGAUAUACCGGCCGACCAACUGUCCAUUAAUAUAAGGGGCUACUUCAGACCAAAUAUUACUUAUACCUUCUGGGUGACGGCGACGAACGGCGCGUCGUCGUCGGCGUCGUCGACGCUGAUGAACAUAACGUUCGAGGAGCCCGGCGACGUGGACUCGCUCGCCAACGUGAGCGUGGCGCGGCCGACGGCGCACGAGGCGGAGCUGCGCUGGCACCGCAUCCGCGGCGUCGACGGCUACCUGCUGCAGCUGCGCCUGCCCGCCAACUACGCGCGCCGCCGCCCGCUGCGCACGCAGGACGACCACGCCACCAGUAACUAUCCCACACCUGAUGUACUGUCCACCUGCGCCUGCCCGCCAACUACGCGCGCCGCCGCCCGCUGCGCACGCAGGACGACCACGCCACCAGUAACUAUCCCACACCUGAUGUACUGUCCACGUGCCCACGUGGGCGUGGAGCUGCGCUGGCACCGCAUCCGCGGCGUCGACGGCUACCUGCUGCAGCUGCGCCUGCCCGCCAACUACGCGCGCCGCCGCCCGCUGCGCACGCAGGACGACCACGCCACCAUAAAGAAUCUACCCCCUGGUGUGGAUCUAUUCAUUGACAUAAGGGCGUACAAAAACAACGUCUACGGAGAUCCAUUCACGAUACCUCUGCAUACUGCUGGAAUGCCCGACGAGACACUGAACUUGACUGCAAUCCUGCUGAAAGAUGUAGGCACUUCUGUACAGUUGUCGUGGUCGGCGCCGCUCGGUGACAGAUAUAAGAACCAGACUGUACAAUACGAAUUACAUUAUAUUAAGGCGAUGCAACGAUUAACGCCAGGAGUUAGUAACGAUACACAAAUAGUAACGACAAAUCUUUCGGCGACUGUGGAGGGAUUGAGCCCGUGUGAAAGCUACAUUUUUGCAGUCGGUCUAGUUGGUGGACCAUUGUCUAAAUUUAUUGAAAUCAUUACCAGAGGCAAUCCGAAAGCACCAGUAAAGAAUCUCCAUGCUGUCUACAAUAAACAAACAUCACAACUAGAAAUCUACUGGUACGCGAAUUGUGACGUUCUUCGGGGACCGGUGGCGUAUAGGUUGGAAAUAAAAGACGAGGCGCUGGACAAAACAAGCUAUUAUGAGUUGAAGCCGAAGAGUGAAAUCAAUGUACGUCAUGUGUUUGAAAAUGUCGCUGUUGGCGGCAAAUACAAUAUCUGCGUGACAGCGGGCGAGGGCAGCACGUGGUCGCGGGCGGCGUGCACCCGAGUCCGCUGCGGCGCCAUCGCGGCGCCCCGCGCCGUGCUCGCGCUGCUCUCCGACGGGAACCUCAUGGUCAGCUGGAAGGAUGACGCGCCGCUCGCAGAUACUCCCAGAUACCAAGUAAUACUGUCAGAGAAAGAGAUACCCGACGACCUGGGUCAGGUGAGCGAGGAUAUGACGUCAGUGUUCACUGAGAAGUCGCCGUUGAUAGUACGCGCGCCCAGCAAUGGACCGCUGUAUGUAGCGGUGCGCGCCGUCGCCCCCGACGGCCGACAGAGUGAUCUCAGCGAAGUGCGCACACUAGCCGUGGAGGGCGUGGAGAGCACGGAGUCGAGUGCCAUGAGCGCUGCGUGGUGGGCGGCGGCGGCGGGCGGCGCGCUGGCGCUCGUCGCGCUCGGGCUCGUCGCGCGACGACGGUACCGCGCCGCCGCCGCGCACACGCCGCGCACGCCGCGCUACGACAGCCGCCGCGGGCAGGCCACGCUCGGCGACCACGAUGACGACGACGUACCUCCUAUUCAGGGCUUCUCCGACGACGAGCCCCUGGUGAUCGCGUGAGCGGCAGUCUUGUGAUGUUAACAGUGAUCUUGUCAUAACCUAUAGUAUUUUAUAUUUAUUGUUUUAUCAACCACGUCAAUCUACGUUCUCGGCAUUUCUAUAUUUAAAUCUACGAACAGGUCUAUAUAUAAUAAAUAGUCUUUUGUGGUUACUCAUAGUCUGGUACUAAUACUGAAAUUUAAAUUUAGUGGAUAAUUUUAGAUGUCGUUUAAAUAAUUCUAAAUAUGUCAUUUGGAAGGAAUCAAACGUAAAUGUUAAAUAAGAAGUACAUUAAUACUUUCGGCUGGUUCGUAAAGUAUACUUUAUUAUUGUUUUGUUUAUGACUUUAUGUAUAUGUCAUUAGAGUCUAAUUUAAAUGUGUAGUUGUAUGUGCACUCUUACGCCGAGAUCGUAAAUUACUUUUAAUAUAUAUAAAAUUUCAUUGCAUUGCCAGUCAUUUAUCUAUUAGUCACAAACGAAAUUUAUGUGAAAGAAAUUGUAUUUUAAGUUUUGUUUUGUUUUAUAAAAUAUGACGACUGCGAUGCUUAUAUGUUAGUUCGUAACUUUAUGUUGAUACUGUUUAUAAACGCGCUCAGAGUAUUAUUAUGUAAUGAAUCAUUAUGUUUAGUUAGAAUGCAUGACGUAUUUCAUAUUUAGAGACAGGGUUGCAUAAAAUUUCGCUCGGGAAGCUACAUUCACGCUAGCAGUAUUAUAGUUAUGUUUUAACGUCAUUUCAUGAAAACGCUAUUGUUCCGUUAUAUAAA
Messenger RNA from Achroia grisella, 7580 nucleotides. Its product is annotated as sortilin-related receptor-like. The record is from RefSeq and is a predicted model, not a curated record. Gene Ontology annotation, biological process: post-Golgi vesicle-mediated transport. Gene Ontology annotation, molecular function: protein binding. The coding region runs from base 106 to 6837 and encodes 2243 amino acids. Gene Ontology annotation, cellular component: Golgi apparatus; membrane. Lineage: Eukaryota; Metazoa; Arthropoda; Insecta; Lepidoptera; Pyralidae. The transcript has 28 exons.